Soboliphyme baturini is the source of this 1527-nucleotide messenger RNA. The record is from the annotation of a GenBank genome assembly. NCBI's taxonomy places the organism in Eukaryota, Metazoa, Nematoda, Enoplea, Dioctophymatida, Soboliphymatidae.
AUGUUGGAAGGCACAAAUAAAAUGGGGGAAGAUUCCAGGUCUAGGUCGCGAAGUCCACGUCGACGUAGAAUGGCAGCGGGUGACAAGAGCGGUAACUCUGAUAAAAUGGUGUAUAUCAGCAAUAUUCCGUAUGACAUCACCUGGAUGGAACUGAAAGAUAUGGUGCGAGAAAAGGCGGGCGACGUCGCAUUCGUCGAAAUGAUUGAAACGGCUGGAGGAAAAUCUAAGGGAUGUGCGGUUGUAGAGUUUAAAGACAGCGAGAGCGCAAAAAAAUGCGUGGAGCAGAUGCAUCGCAUGCAGGUGAAGGAUCGUUUCAUCGUGGUUAAAGAAAUCAGAGACCCUGACAGGUUUUUCAAGAAGGUUAAUGACGAAACCGGCAUCGAUCUUCUCUCAAAUAGAAGCGGCCCAAGGAGUUUACUGGACACGAGUAUAAAUCCUGUUGUUAACAUGGACGCUGGACCGAAGUCGUUUCCGACUUACGGCCUGAGCGCCCAGUUUCUAAGGCAACUUGGAAUCGACGGCCCUAUGUGCAAUCGUGUAUUCGUGGCUAAUUUUCCGUUUCAUGUUGGCCCUUCGAAAUUAAAAGAAGUGUUUGGCUUAUCUGGUCAAGUGGUGGACGUCGAUCUGCAGUUGGACAGUGACGGCCGGAACAAAGGUAUGGCUGUGAUUGAGUAUUCUCACCCGAUCGAAGCAGUACAAGCUAUUUCGAUGUUUCACAACCACAAAUACUAUGAUCGGAUUCUCACCGUCAAAAUGGAUCGCUUCGAAAAAGAGGAGGAGCCUCUUAGACCUGGAGAACUUCCGUCCGGUCUUAGAAGCAUUGGGAUGGGUUUCGGUCGCAACGGAAUGCCACUGACUAACGUCAAGCAGUUAUUAGUUUCAGGCGGCACCGUUUCGAGUGGGAGUCCGUUGUAUGCAUCUGCGGUUGUACGGAGCAACAUGAGAGGUAACCAGCCAGUUGGUAAUUCAAGCUUUUUGAGUCGUGGCGGUAGCAUGUCGUCGAAUUAUCCGUUAUCCCAACCAAACCUGAUGAGCAACUAUCCGCAAGUCCAGGUAACCGGAUACUCUGCAAACAUGAAUGCCCCUGUUCCACAGUAUGGCAGCAAUCCUUCCUGUACUAUGGAGGCAUCUUUAGCCGGUACUCCAAUUUCGGGCCCUUAUCCCGGCAGCUUUGGUUACAACUCUGGUAUGAAUAUGAACGGAAACUACAGGAAUAUACCGUCACUAUUAAACAAUGUCACGGAUUUUAAUCGUCAGCCAUAUGAUGAGAAUGUUUCUCCAAUGAAAUAUGGCGUCCGCAGUGCUCGAUAUAUCGUCAUUCGUAACCUACCUUCAAGCUACACAUGGCAAACAUUACGUGACCGUUUGAGAGGCUUUGGAGAUAUAGAGUUUGCAGACAUCGUUCAGCCGGGAGUUGGAAAAGUUCGCUUCAAGACUGCCAUGGAUGCGGAAAAGGCGGCCAUAGCGAUGAAUGGGAUUCUCGUCGAAGGUCGACCGAUAGCCGUAGACUUGGCAAUUACUGACUGA